This is a messenger RNA of Fonticula alba, 1901 nucleotides long. RefSeq lists its product as hypothetical. The record is from RefSeq and is a predicted model, not a curated record. Gene Ontology annotation, biological process: monosaccharide transmembrane transport. Gene Ontology annotation, molecular function: hexose transmembrane transporter activity. Gene Ontology annotation, cellular component: membrane. Bases 50 to 1777 code for a protein of 575 amino acids. The transcript has 8 exons. Lineage: Eukaryota; Rotosphaerida; Fonticulaceae.
CCACCCCACCCCGACCCCCACCCGCGUGUGCUCAAGUCCUCGCCCACCGAUGACCGUUGACCAUGACCACCCCUCGCCGGACGAGACGCUGAUCGAGUCCGGCAAGGUUGGCGCGCCGGGCGACGUGCCCGCGACACAGCAGCCCGAGGAGCAGGCAGCCUCAGCCUCGCCGCCGCCCACUCCCCAGGCGGCGGACCCCAGUGCCACCUCCACUGCGGCUGACGAGCAGCCCCUCUUCACCAAGGACGGCAAGGCCACUCAGCACCAUCCGCAAUUCAGCAGCCUGACUUUUGUGCAGAUCUUCGCCACCGGCACCGUCAUUUUGUCACCCUUCAUGUUCGGCUUCCAUCUGUCGGCCCUCAACACCACGGCAUAUGCCAUGCGCUUCUGUAGCAUCGACAAGAUCAAUGGCCUGCCGGCGUGCUUCGACGUCUCCGAGGCCGUGUGGGGCACCAUUCUGGGCAUUUUCUCGAUUGGCGGUCUCUUUGGCAGUAUCCCCGCCGGCUACCUGAUGGAUCGGUACGGUCGGAAGACCGUCCUGAUCGGCAACACGGCUCUCUAUGCACUUGGCGCUGUGCUUCAGUCGCUGGCCGUCGAUGUGACCAUGCUUGCAUUUGGCCGUUUCAUCGCCGGCCUGGCCGCCGGCAUCGCUCUUGUUGUUACCCCCACGUACAUCGGUGAGACUGCGCCGAUCAACCACCGCGGCACGCUCGGUGUCUUUAGCCAUCUGGCCAUUACUCUGGGUCUUCUUCUGUCUAGCAUUCUCGGUCUCUUCAUGGCCACCACCGAACUCUGGCGGUGGAUGCUUUCUUUCGGUGCCUUUGUGCCGCUGCUGCAGGCCAUCGUCCUCCCUCCCAUUGGUGUUGAGUCCCAUGUCUGGCUUUUGUCCCGCGGACGGCGCGACGAUGCCCGUCGGUCACUGAAGCGGCUGCGCUCUGCCACGCACAACCUCGAGCGCGAGUUGGACUACGUGGAGAAGGACCUGGCGGCGGCUGCUGCCAAGUCCAAGGAGAGCAUCAGUCUCAUUCAGCUGUUCCGCACCCGCGGCAUGCUCUUCCCGCUGCUCUUGGCCGUGGUCAUUCUCGUCACCCAGCAGUUGUCCGGUAUCAACGCCGUAUUCUUCUACUCCUUCUCCAUCUACAGCCGCCCGUUCCCGAAUGAUGCGGACAAGAUUACGGCCGGUGUCUCGGCCUUUUACUUCCUGGCCGUGGCCGGGACCAUUACUGUGGUCGAGCGCCUUGGUCGCCGGCCGCUGCUGCUGACUUCGCAGAUUGGCAUGAUGCUUGUGGGUGUUCUCUUCACCAUUGCCUUCGGUCUGGACGUGACUUGGCUGCAGGUUGUCUGCUGCUUCCUGUUCAUCGCCUUCUUCGCGGUCGGUCUCGGUCCUCUGCCCUUCCUCAUCCUGUCGGAGAUGUUCCCUCCAAAUGCCGUGUCUUCCGGAUCGGCCGUGGCCAUGGCCACCAACUGGAUCGGCGCCUACAUCGUGGCCCAGGUGUUCCCCCUCUUCGCGGAGCACUUCUUCGUCUACUCCUUCCUGCCCUUCGUUGGGUACUUGAUCUUCUCCACUGUCUUCAUGUGGCUCUACCUGCCGGAGACUCGUGGCCGCGAGGGCGAGGUCAACUUCCGGGCGAUCUCGCGCAUGCGCGGUGGCGGAUGCGCCGCCGAUGGUGGUCCUGACCCCGGUGACUCGGUCAUUGUCAUGGAGAAGGUUGACGGCAGCGCGGCGGCGUCCGUGUCCGCCGCUGGCCCGGAGGAUGGUACCUCAACCCUUGUUUAAUCCCGAAAAGAGGCAUCCAGGGGGGAGGAGGGGGGGGGGGAUAACGAGAGGGGCAAGCACCGGACGGCCCCCGCGAUGGGGGGAUCCUCUCUGCUCAGGCCGCUCUCCCUCUCUCCCCCCCCCC